Molecule: messenger RNA, 657 nt
Organism: Mytilinidion resinicola
Lineage: Eukaryota; Fungi; Ascomycota; Dothideomycetes; Mytilinidiales; Mytilinidiaceae
Exons: 4
Coding region: 1-657 (218 amino acids)
Biological process (GO): translation
Cellular component (GO): ribosome; cytosolic large ribosomal subunit
Molecular function (GO): RNA binding; structural constituent of ribosome
Source: RefSeq, a predicted model, not a curated record
AUGUUUCUGGCUGUGUUAUAUUUCUGGCUGUGUUGUGUUUCUUGCUGCGUUAUGGUUCUUGCGGUCUUAUGUAUUUUUGGCUCCUGUAUGGUCAACCUCCGCACCCAGAAGCGACUCGCGUCGUCCGUCGUCGGCUGCGGCAAGCGCAAGAUCUGGCUGGACCCGAACGAAGUCAACGAGAUCUCCAACGCCAACUCGCGCCAGACCAUCCGCAAGCUCGUCUCCGAUGGCCUCAUCAUCCGCAAGCCCGUUACCAUGCACUCGCGUGCCCGCGCCCGGUCGCUCAACGAAGCACGAAAGAUUGGCAGACAUCGGGGUUUUGGUAAGAGGAAGGGUACCAAGGACGCUCGUAUGCCCAGCCAAGUCAUGUGGAUGCGCCGUCUCCGAGUCCUCCGCCGUCUCCUCGUCAAGUACCGCCAGGCCGGCAAGAUCGACAAGCAUCUCUACCACGAGCUCUACCACCUGAGCAAGGGUAACACCUUCAAGCACAAGCGUGCUCUCGUUGAACACAUCCACAAGGCUAAGGCCGAGAAGGCUCGCGAGAGGGCUGACAAGGAGUUGAUGGACGCGAAGCGCGCGAAGGCGAGAGCGGCUCGCGAAAGGCGACAGGGUCGUGUGGAGGCGAAGCGGCAGGCUCUGACGGCCGACGACGAGUAG